AUGACGUUCACGCUAUCGCCUCCAGCACCUCCCUCUGGCAGCAGCACGCACCCCGUGCCCCAGACCCUCGCUGGCAAGGUGGCCGUGGUAUCGGGCAGCAGCAGCGGCAUCGGGCUGGCGAUUGCGCACGAGCUGGCGUCUCGCGGCGCCCAUGUCGUGGCCAACUACCCGUUUGCAGCGCUGGCAGCAGCUGCGACAGCAGCAGUCGAGGCACUGCCGACACGGUCGCUGGCCGUGUGUGCGGACCUGAGCACGGUCGAGGGCCCGCAGAGGCUGGCCGAAGCAGCCGCGAGCGCGUUUGGCCGCAUCGACAUUCUCGUCAACAACGCGGCCCUGGCGGUCAACCUGCCGCUCGAAGAGCACACGCUCAAACACUGGGAUCAGCUGGUGAACCUCAAUGGACGUGGCACAUUUCUGCUGACUCAGCAGACACUUGGUCACCUGCCGGCCACCGGUGGCCGCAUCGUCAAUAUCUGCUCGGUCAGCUCGCGCGGCGCACCGCCACUGCAGACCAUCUACGCCGGCACCAAGGGCAUGGUCGACUCGUUCACGCGCUGCUGGGCCAAGGAGCUGCCGCCCCGGUACGGCUGCACCGUCAAUGCCGUCUCGCCCGGGCCCACCGCCACCGAGGGCUUCCUUGCCGCUGGCCAGGAGGCCAUGGCCAUCCUGCAGCCCACCAUCGAUGCCACUCCGGCCGGCAGACGCAUGGGCAAGCCCGAGGAGAUCGCCUAUGCCGUCGCCUUUCUCUGUGAGGAGCGUGCCGGCUGGGUCAAUGGACAGCACCUGUUUGUCAAUGGCGGCCUGUUUAUUGACUGA
Grosmannia clavigera kw1407 is the source of this 816-nucleotide messenger RNA. RefSeq names its product short chain dehydrogenase reductase. The record is from RefSeq and is a predicted model, not a curated record. NCBI's taxonomy places the organism in Eukaryota, Fungi, Ascomycota, Sordariomycetes, Ophiostomatales, Ophiostomataceae. The coding region runs from base 1 to 816 and encodes 271 amino acids. The transcript has a single exon.